AUGGACGAGGAAACCUCCAGAAAGCGGUCCAAGAAGACAUGGAUACAGAAAACUCCAGCGAUGAGUAGGCGUUGCUCUCAAAACAGGACGAAGAAACCUGAUCCAGCCAAAACAAUAUCGCCAGCCGUGACGAUUGAAAGAAGGCACGUGAUCAUCGACAAUGACAGAGAAUUGGAGAGAAACACGAAAAAUCGAUUCCAAAAAUUCAGAGGUCUGCAGGUCCCUUACUAUACGUCGGAUGAAAAGAGGCCAUAUUUUAUGCAGCUGUCGGCGAAGAACUAUGGGACCUCAAACGCCCGAUGUUUCUGGAAGUCAAAUUUGAUUCAAAUAUUCGUUCUAUACAGACGCAGCAAUGUUACAGAUGCUAGAGAUUCGGGUACACCUAAUUCCGAUGCAGUUUUCCUAAGUCCGUUCUCACCGCACAGUUGCCAAAAAGCGACAAAAGAGGAAAGGCGAAACGCCAGAUGCGUAUAUUGGAAUUAUGCUGGAUAUCCUGCAAGCUGCCGCAGUUGCCCGAAGUAUCCGAAGCCUGCUGCCUCCCGGGAGGUCGGAGGGGGCAGAAGGGCAACCUUAUCGAAAACGUAUUCCCAGCAGUCAAGAAGAUGGACCUUGUAA
Messenger RNA from Ceutorhynchus assimilis (cabbage seed weevil), 615 nucleotides. The record is from the annotation of a GenBank genome assembly. Lineage: Eukaryota; Metazoa; Arthropoda; Insecta; Coleoptera; Curculionidae.